AUGAAUGCAGUUAGAAAAUUCUUGGAGUACAAAGAAAAAGAGGAAAAAAAUGUCAAGAGAAAAAGUGUGGUCUCCUACGAUCGUGUCUGUUUCGUGAAUAUGCCUUCAUAUCUGCUCUAUUUUUUGUUGAUUUUAUUAUUAUCGUUUGGUGCUGCGUUGUCGCGACCGAAAAUGCAGCGAAUUACAAUCAAUCAUCAUGUUUGGGAAGUACCGAAUGAGCCGGGAUGGGAUGAGGUGGUCAAAGAUGUGGAAUUAGUGCAACAAUCGUUAAGUCAACAUCCCGUUUCACGAAAAUAUCUUGAAACGCAUUCGAACUCGGCGAAAAAUAUCUUAGCAUCUAUCUUUAAAUGGGGAUAA
Molecule: messenger RNA, 357 nt
Organism: Adineta ricciae
Lineage: Eukaryota; Metazoa; Rotifera; Eurotatoria; Adinetida; Adinetidae
Source: the annotation of a GenBank genome assembly